CUUCUAGCCGGGACAUCUCAUUCAACCCUCGCAUGUCCAUCAACCUUCUCCGAUCUCUGCGACUGACAUCGAGUAUACCCACCCAUCGCUCCUCUCUUUCUCACUUCUACCUUUCCACAGCAACAUUUGCUACCAUGUCCCGACGAAGUGCUAGAACAGCUCUACAGCCCACAGCCGCCAACCUCGCGCCCCAGUCCACCUCCCCUCCUCCCGCUGAACCAGUCAAGGCCGAGUAUCCGCCCAAGGCAGCGAUCAUGGCGGCGCUCAUGACGCCCGAGGAUGACGAGGAGCUUACCCCUCCACCUUCCUCGCCUGUGUCCCAGAGAGAGGAAGCGGUGGACGAGGCGGCCGAGAAGGUGGUCAACAAGCGCAAGAGGGCGGUUAAAGCCAAGGAGCCACGAGAGGAGGAGCAAUAUGAAGAAGAGAGCGAGCUGGAGGAAAAGCCGAAACCCAAAAAGCGUGCUACAAAGAAGAAGGCUGUCAAGACAGAGGACGAAGGGGAGGGUGGUGAACAAGAAGACAAGCCGAAGAAGAAGACGCCCAAGAAGAGCAGGAUCGCCAAGGACGAGCCCGAAUAUGAUGAGGAUGGCAAUGAGAUUGUCAAGAAGAAGCGGAAGGCGAGGGUAUACCCCAAGAAGGUAUACGAGAUCCCAGACGUGGAGCGAAAGACGACCCAUUUCAAAGGGAGGCUGGGAUACGCUUGUCUCAACACCGUGCUGCGGGGGAACAAGCCUGACAGCAUCUUUUGCUCAAGGACCUGUCGAAUUGCUAGCAUCGAGGAAGAAGGUAUGGAACUGCCCAAAGGACUCGCGAUGAUGAAUGUCCGCGACCUCAAGACCAUGAUCCAGUGGAAUGAGGACAACAAUAUCCGCUUCAUGCGCAUGUCUUCUGAAAUGUUUCCUUUCGCCUCUCACGCCAAAUACGGCUAUGACCUGGCGUUCGCGGGCGAGGCGUUGAAAGAGGCAGGGGACUUGGCCAAGCAGUAUGGACAUCGAUUGACCAUGCAUCCGGGACAGUUUACACAAUUGGGAUCACCAAAGAAGGCAGUCAUUGAUUCUUCGAUCCGCGAAUUGGAAUAUCAGUGUGAGAUUAUGGAUAGAAUGGGGCUCGACCAAGACGGUGUCAUGAUCAUACACAUGGGAGGUGUCUAUGGCGACAAGGAAAGCACGUUGGCCAGGUUUAAAGAGAACUUUACCACGAGGCUGCCUAGAAAUGUCGGCAAUCGAUUGGUGCUGGAGAAUGACGAGGUACGUCGUACCAAAUACUGUUCAAGGUCUGAGCUGAUCUCUCGAAAGAUCUGCUACAAUGUCGAUGACAUUUUCCCUCUCUGCGAGGAGCUCUCCAUCCCCAUCAUCUUUGACUACCACCACGACAGCAUUAAUCCUUCCUCCUCCCCCCCUUCGGUUCUCAUCCCAAAGAUCGCCGAGCUGUGGAAAAAGAGAGGCAUCAAGAUGAAACAGCAUCUGAGCGAGCAAAGGCCUGGAGCCGUGAGCGUAAUGGAGAGGAGGGCACACUCCGACAGGUGUCAGAAUCUACCGGAAGAGCUGCCCGAGGACGUGGAUUUGAUGAUCGAGGCAAAGGAUAAGGAGCAGGCUGUGUUUGAGUUGUAUCGAAUCUAUGGGCUUGAAGAUGUAAUUCACGACAAUUUGCGUCCCCCUGACCCCAGUCCCAGCAUGCACACCAAGGGCAGGAAGAGCAAUCUCAAAAAAAAGAUCAAAGAGACGGGCGAAGUCGACUCGCAAGGGGAGCCCGUCCAGCUCACUGAGAUCGAAAAAGAAGGCGACGGAGGUGAAGGAGUUGAUGCUACUUUACCCGCAGCCGAGGAUCCUGGCAUGGAGGUUGACGGACUAGAGAUGGAGGGUGAGGGUGACGUCAAGCCCAAGAAGAAAAGAGCGCCCAAGGCGAAGAAGGAGGAGGCAGUGGAGGAGAAAGGAGAAAAGCCGAAAGCGAAUAAGAAAGGCACGAAAGUUGGGGCGGAGAAGACUGGCGAUGAGGGAGAGAAGCCGCCUCCCAAGAAGAGAGGUAGAGCCAAGAAGAACGAGACGCCAGUCAAAGCUGAAGAGUGAUUGAUCCGUUAGACUAUCGUUACAGUAACAUAUGCAGAAAGAAGCUAUGCAGUGCCCAUCGUUCCGAG
Molecule: messenger RNA, 2134 nt
Organism: Cryptococcus amylolentus CBS 6039
Lineage: Eukaryota; Fungi; Basidiomycota; Tremellomycetes; Tremellales; Cryptococcaceae
Product: UV damage endonuclease UvdE
Exons: 7
Coding region: 33-2066 (677 amino acids)
Biological process (GO): mitochondrial DNA repair; response to UV; nucleotide-excision repair
Cellular component (GO): mitochondrion; nucleus
Molecular function (GO): endonuclease activity
Source: RefSeq, a predicted model, not a curated record